UGGUUGAAGAAUUUUAUAUGAUGUAUGAAUUAACUUUGAUGCCAUUCUUGAAAUGCUAUAGAUUGCAAAAACAAGGUAUAGUUUUGGAUAGAAAUAGAAAAUGUUGUUAUAUGAUUCGAUCUAAUUAUAGUGAAAUAAUGUUUGUAAUUUUGAAAGAACCAAUUAUUGAUGAAAACAUUGUAGAUGAAUUUAUGAAAAAUGAUGAUAUUAAGAAGAAAAAUAGAAUUGUUAAGGGUAGG
Racocetra persica is the source of this 239-nucleotide messenger RNA. The record is from the annotation of a GenBank genome assembly. Lineage: Eukaryota; Fungi; Glomeromycota; Glomeromycetes; Diversisporales; Gigasporaceae.